This is a messenger RNA of Acaulospora colombiana, 744 nucleotides long. The record is from the annotation of a GenBank genome assembly. NCBI's taxonomy places the organism in Eukaryota, Fungi, Glomeromycota, Glomeromycetes, Diversisporales, Acaulosporaceae.
AUGCGAGAUACCACUGAAGCGUUCAAAGAUUCCAUCGUAAAUAUCAAUUCCUCCAUCAAGAAUGUAAAUAGCACAAUGCUCAAAUAUAAUGAAGAGCUUAAGGGUACUGAAAAUUCUGAAAAUGCAGAGAGUGUCUUAGGAAAAAGACGUGAUACUGUGCCAGAUGGUUAUGAUUUUUUGUCUGAAAGUGAUGGCAAUGAUUCCCCUUGUGAAAUGGCAAUCAAACGAAGAAUGAUUCAGAAUGCUUCACCAUCAUUAAUUUCAAUAAUGGAGAAGUAUCGUGUAAAACAAACCACUUCGAAAUUUGACUUUAUCCUGGAUCUUACACCCAAGUCAAAAAUAGAAGGAGAAUUUGAGCCAAAGUUAUGGGCAGAGCUCAUAGCCGAUCGACCUGUCAUAGCCGAAACCGAAUAUCAUAAAGAAAUUGAAUCCAUUUGCGAUCACCUAUUUAGUCCUCUUUGUAAAAAACAAUACAUGACCGAAAUUCGAAUAUAUAUGAUGGAAAAACGUGAUGUAUAUCGACUUCAUCUCUUAAAAUCAUUCAAUCUACCCCUGUCAUAUUCAUCUUAUGGCAACCUUCGUCUUGCUCUUUCGUGGGCUUGGAAUAUUAAGGGUCUUGUUGAAAAUUUAUCAUUUGAAUUGGAUGAUAGAGAAUCUGUUUCUUCUAAAACACCUGAACGAGAUCCACCUAAUGAAAUGAAAACUGACGUAACACCGGAAAAAUCAAAAAAGAAAAAACUUUGA